AUGCCGUCCGCCGCGGCCCGGCGCAUGUACGAGGAUCAAAUACCGUCGUUCAUGUCAGUCUUUGACCUCGACGCCGAGACCAUGGCCGACCGCGACACCGUGACCCUCGUCGACCCGAAAAUGGUCACGGUGGAAUCCAAGGCGCCUGUUCUUGCGAACCCAUCCUCUCAGCCAGACUUGACCACUGGCUCGAUGCCAUCCGACGCCAUUCACAAGCACCAUGACAGCACCUCGACACAAAUGUCCGAGUCCACGGACUCGUCUCCGACGACGACCCUCUCGACCACCGACUCUUCUCCCCUCUCAGACCCGUCACCGUCCUCGUCGCCCGACUCUCCCAUCAACCUAAUACCGCUGAACAACUAUCCUUCGGCCAUGUUUGGAUGUCGAUCCGGCCAGGCAACGAUGCUCAGUAUUCCGGAAGCCGGGACGCUUGAGCGGCCAAUGACUUCCCCGGCGCCGCGUCGGCCCCGCAACAUGAAGGGCUUGUCAAUACAGCCCCCGGCUGCCGUUACGACGACGACCCCCAAGUCUUUCGCCACAGAGCCAUCCUCACCGUCAUUCAUCAAGCCAACUAUCCCUGCCAUGAAACGGAAGCCGAGCCAACUCAGCCUCAAGACAGGCACUUCUGAUCUGUUGGUUAAAGCGUCACUGGAGGUGCCGGCAUCUCCAGGAAUGCCACCAAUCCUGCAGCGACGGGCUUUGAAGCACUCGACGUCAUCCCCUCACAUGCUUAGCGGUCUCAAGUCCUCAACGUUCGGCCCUCCGGGUGGCAUGACAUUUCCCAGGGUACUGGAGCGCAACCAAUCCGGACUGUCCGAGGUCUUGCGUCCCAUGAAGACGAGCAUGAACACCGAGUUCGAAACAACCAUUGCCGAGGAGGAUUCGCCCAUCAAGACGCAGCUUGCCAAGCGCACCGAGUUCGAGCCGUACCACGAGAGCCUCAACAAUGAGGACCAGAAAUCACCAGGCUACCCGGAGGGUCCAAUCGCCAUAUACGGCGACAAUGUUUAUCUGUACCUGGAGCCGACAGCCGAGGAGGCUUCACGGUUCGAUGUGGUGAUAAACGUGGCUCGAGAAGUCAAGAAUCCCUUCGACCGACUCCCGAAACCCUACUUCAACCCAAGCUCUGCUUUGGAUGGAACGCAUGCACCGCCAACACCGCUGGACGAAAGCCCAGUCCCGGAUACUGCCGUCACCAACGCCAGCUACGCAACUGCCUUUGAGUUCCCGCCGAGUGACGACAAGCCGAUGGAGACGCCCACGACACCAAAGGCGAAUCCGCUCAAGGACCCCGAGUACAUUCACAUUCCUUGGGACCACAACACAGACAUUGCCCCAGACCUGAUGCGGCUCUGCGAAACGAUAGAGAAUCGCACUAAGCAGGGCAAGAAAGUGCUCGUGCAUUGCCAGCAGGGGGCCAGUCGCUCGGCCAGCUUGAUCAUAGCGUACGGGCUGUACCAAAAGCCUGAACUGACCGUCAACGACGCCUACUAUGCGGCGCAGGGGAAGAGCCGAUGGAUCAGCCCCAACAUGAAGCUCAUGUACUCUCUGCAGGACUUCCACAAGGAGCUGUCCAAGAAGCGCCUGCCCCCGAAUUCUGCAUACCGCCCACGGACGGGUCGGAGCCCGACAAAGCACAGGUUGACGCUUUCCGCCGACGCAAUUGACAUGGCGCCAAAGGAGCCCCAGAGCGCGCCUCUCCCAGGAGAGGACGGCAAAGUCGGCGACACGGGCUCUGCCCAGAGCCCGACACGUCCUAGGGGCAGCUCGACGCCAGGAGUUCCGUCUGUGUCGCCUGGACCUGCGUCUGCACCCUUGACUUUCUCAUGGAGGGAGCAAGUGGACGAGAAGCCGCCUCAGCUACCCAAGCCCGAUACUGAAGAGACUGCCGGGCGAGCAAAGUUUGGUUGCGAAACACCAGAAUCUAGCGCUCCGACGGCUGAAAGGUCGUGGACAAUCCCAACCAGCAUCUCGGCGGAUGCUUCGCCGCGGUCGCCAGAUUCGCCUCUGGCUCGACCCGAAAGCAAUGCAUCGAAAGAUGCCACCCUCAUGGAGCAGACAGUGACAAUACGACCGGCCGGCCCCGAUGAAGAUGCCCUCAUGUCCCCGCGAGCCGAAACCAUGACCGAAAACCCGUUCCAUGGUGGAACCCAAAUGGCCGGGUUGCGCUUUGCCGAGGCGCCACCGACGCCGACUGGAGGUCUGUUCUCUCCUCGACAGUCAAUAUUUGCGCGGGACCCCUUCUCCUUCUUCGGAAGGAUUGCAUCCUUUGGCCGCCCACCUCAGGUUGCCGAUCCUCGAAGCCCGCCAACCAAAGGGGAGACGCCGAUAGUUCGUUCCAUUGACGACGUGCUAUGA
Messenger RNA from Purpureocillium lilacinum, 2361 nucleotides. RefSeq lists its product as uncharacterized. Lineage: Eukaryota; Fungi; Ascomycota; Sordariomycetes; Hypocreales; Ophiocordycipitaceae. Gene Ontology annotation, molecular function: protein tyrosine/threonine phosphatase activity; MAP kinase tyrosine phosphatase activity; MAP kinase tyrosine/serine/threonine phosphatase activity. Gene Ontology annotation, cellular component: cytoplasm; nucleus; cytosol. The record is from RefSeq and is a predicted model, not a curated record. Gene Ontology annotation, biological process: negative regulation of MAPK cascade; protein dephosphorylation.